CGUGCACAACCUUCUCGGGUAAGCUGCUCGCCUUUUUUUCUAGGGUUUUGUCUGCUCUUCGAGCUCUAAUGUCGCUGCUCAUCGCUCGCGAGAGACCAGCUUCUUCCGCAUUUCUUUUUUAUUACUUCGUACAAAAAUGGAGGAAUAAUAAUAGAUUAAUUUUUCAGAUGGUUGUUGUCCGUCUUCGAACUUAGCCACGACGGUAACAAUUCGAUUUUGUUGGGACAACGAUAAUGGCAGCGUGGUUGGUUGGGAGAGGUGGAUAGAGCUGGAGAACAAUACAGCUUCAACCCAGCUUAUCAGGCCGGGGCUUCAAUGGAAAGUAGAGAAUGUGAGAUGAAGGCUCUUAGUCAAAAUUCUCAAAGCGUAGCCUCCUCUUUUUUUCCCACUUCAGAAAGUUCUUUUUUAAGGUAUGGAAUUAAGUUUUCUUAUAAAAAAUUCUUACAGUUUGUGGUUGUGAUACUAUGUUCCUACCGUUGUGACCCGAAAAUAGUUUCACAAGACCAAUAGGAGUCAUGUUCCAUCUAAUGCAGUAGAGAGGUUUUGGGUAGGGGGCAGAUGUGGGGCAUAUCAUAAUCUUUCUCCAGCAGAUUAGAGAUGUUUUGGCUCAAGGAUUGUUGAGGUUAGGUUCUAUCAUCUUAUGAGCUUUUAAUGCCAUGUUUUUGAGUAUAUAUUCCCAAUUAUAAUACGCUCUCAUAUGCUGAGAUUGCCAAAUUGGAUAGAUUUUUAGUAGGUGAUAGGAAGUAGUAUGAUUUUUUGAAGAAUUGUUGUUCAUUCCAGUCACACUACUUUAUGUUCUUCCAGACUCUUCUUUUAGCUAUGCUUUGCGUAUGCACACUUUUUAACUCUGAGUACCAAAAUCAUCUUUAGUUUAAAAGGACAAAGCUUCAAUCGACUAUUCAAUGUGAAGCUACUUUCCAUACCUUCGAUUCCCUUCUCCAAUGGAACCGGCAAUGAGAUUAACCGAUCUGGGACUUCGACUAGACUUAGCACAGAUGAAUAUGGUUUUAGACUGCCCAGAUUCAAAUUUUGCACCUUAAGUGAAGUAACCAGAUAUUUAAGAUUCAGGUUCAAAGAGGUAANUUAUUUUCAAAUAUUAGUAAAUAAAUUAUUGAUAGAAUUUCUUAAUGUGCAUCGCAUAAGAUUCCCAUUAUGGCUCUCACCAUUGUAAAAAUAGCUCUCACCGUAAAAUCAUCAUUGUCUUCAUGAAGCCAACGGUAGUGCUUCAUUAAUUUGGGUUGUGUUAUACAAUUCCUGCAUAAAUGCAGCCACCAAUCUCCAUUAAUUUGGUUUGCUUAGGUUUUUAUGCUCUUAAGAAGUUAAAGAAGCUGUUGUGCAGCAGAGAAUAAAAAAAAGAUGAUGGAAAAUAAUGAAGAAGUAGCAGGAAAAGGAGAGGUCAAGAGGAAUUUUGAUUGUGCCUCUUUUCAAUUUGACAUGCAUAGUUGCUUGAAAGCGUUGAAGGAGGGAUCUGCACUUUUCUAGAGGCAAAUAAGUAAUUCGGUUUCUAGGCAUCUCAUGUAAGAGAUUUAACUUCCUCCAUAUUAAGAAGACUAGAAGAGAUUUAACUUCCUCCAUAUUAAGUAAUUCGGUUUUUGUGCCACACGUAUGAAUCUAAAAACACUUCAUUCUCAUGGAAACAUGAUUUCAAUCUAAAUGAGCUCCAGGUGUUUGGCUUGAAUUGUAACAUAUUUAAUUAAAAGUAAUGGCUAUUGUUACAGUUGGUUUUGCUAAUUUUUCUUAUUGGAAGUUUCAGGUUAACAACUAAAAGAGAUGAAAAGAGUGUUUUCUCUGCUGAUUUUUCAGAAAUGUUUCAUUUAGACAUUAUAUAAAAAGGAAGAAAGAAAAGGAAAAGCCAUUCAAUGUGCACAGUGCAGAAAACAGCUAUUUUUAAAUUAAUAAAACAGUCGUCGUAAUGUAACUUGGCAACAGUUCAAAACCUGGAGCUGGCAGAAGACAUGUACCUUGCUCAGAUCCCUCCAGCUAACAAUUUACAAGGGAUGAUAAUUGUGAAUGGGGGAGAGAUGGGUUAUGGUUAAACAGCUUGCAUCACCAGAAACAAAUACUUCUAUUUCUGCAGAUCAAUCUUGGAUAAACAAAAUAAGUACCUUUGUUUAUAUGGUUUCUUGCAUGCUUAGUUUAUGUGUAAAUAGAUACAAUGGAAUUCUUCUCAUAUAUGAUUUCAUACGUUUGUUCUUUUUUUUUCUUAUCUUCUAUUAUUAAUUUCGAACGGUUGAUAUCAAUCAAUCAUUUACACAUAGAAAAAUGCUAGUGCUACACCAAAAGAAAUGCACAACAGUUAGUAAUUAUUAUUUUUAUUUCAAUAAUUUUUUUAUAUGUGGUAAUAACACUUUUACAUAAAUUUGUAACUUCAUUUUCUGGCCGUGCAACGCACGGGUACGAGUCUAUUAAUUUUCAAAAGACUUAAAAACAAUAAAUUACUGCACAAGCAACCCUUGGUCAAACCUCUUCCGAUGUAAAAAAAAUGAAGUCCGAAAACAGUCGCUCCCAAAUACAUCAUCGUCGACCCUAUCAUCUCCGCCGCAAUCCGUCGUCGCCGGAUUCCGAUUCCACCUCUUCAAUACCACAACUCGGCGCCCUUGUUCUGUUUGAUGUGCCUCUGACGCUACGCUUGUUUUUCAUCAUUUGUCCGCCGCCGGGAAAAAUCCACCCCAAACGAAGCCCGCGCGCGCUUAUCCCGUCGUAUCUCAGUCACGUUACGGAGAGUUUCCGAGGCCAUUCCGAUUGUUCCCGGUUCCUGCACGCGAUUCCUCUCAGGUGCUACUUGCUAGAGUUGUUGCUGUUUCUUAGCAAUGGCAGCUAGACUUAUAGCACAAUUGGUUGUUUUGGGUUCUGGGAUAAUGGUGAGGGCAUUUGCUCAAGCAUAUCGCCAAGCACUAACAAAUGCUUCCAAAACUGGUGCGGCUCAAGAAGUGGUUCAGAACGUAAAAAGAGCGGGGAAAACAAUGACAGAGCUGGAGGCAAGACAAAUCCUCGGUGUCGCGGAGAAAUCCACUUGGGAAGACGUCUUGCAGAAGUACGAUAACCUGUUUGAGCAAAAUGCAAAGAAGGGGAGCUUCUAUCUUCAAUCCAAAGUCCACCGAGCCAAAGAAUGCCUAGAAUCUGUUUACCCAAAGUAGUAAACCACAUGGAGGGAGUACAUCUUGUUUUGUAUUUUUAUAUGUAGUGGUGCUAGAAAUGCUUCUUGAGUUUUAAAGAUUGUUGAAAUGCAUGGUCUUCCGGUAAAGACAAUAACAUUUUACAAUUAUUCUUAUUAAUAAUUUUAAUUAUUGUAAAAAAAAAUAAUUGAGACUUUAUUUU
This is a messenger RNA of Cuscuta campestris, 3318 nucleotides long. NCBI's taxonomy places the organism in Eukaryota, Viridiplantae, Streptophyta, Magnoliopsida, Solanales, Convolvulaceae. The record is from the annotation of a GenBank genome assembly.